Pestalotiopsis fici W106-1 is the source of this 555-nucleotide messenger RNA. RefSeq lists its product as uncharacterized. The transcript is spliced from 2 exons. Gene Ontology annotation, molecular function: carbon-sulfur lyase activity. NCBI's taxonomy places the organism in Eukaryota, Fungi, Ascomycota, Sordariomycetes, Amphisphaeriales, Sporocadaceae. The record is from RefSeq and is a predicted model, not a curated record. The coding region runs from base 1 to 555 and encodes 184 amino acids.
AUGUCAUCUCCAAAUCAACACAACUUUGCCAAGCCUACCUCAAUCACUGGAGGCUGUCUGUGUGGCUCCAUUCGGUACAAGGUCGAUUUUCCCAAGGAUCAUAAUUUCUUGAGAAAUAGCGAGAGCUGCCAAUGCACACAGUGCCGGCGAUGCACAGGAGCACUCAUUUGGCACUGUCACACCAUUCCCGUCAAGAGCCUCACCUACACCACGCCAACAACCACCUUGAAGGAUUUCCAUGCUACGGAAGAAAUCAAGCGCGGAUUUUGCACAAACUGCGGGAGCUUUCUGUACUUUUGGGAAGAGGGCGACGACAAGAUCUUCAUAUCGGUUGGUUGUGUGGAUCCCGAGUACCUCGUUGGCGAGCCGGGCAAGCACGACGGCGGCUACGGUUAUGCCUUGGCCAGCACGUCGGGGGACAAUGUUUUCUGUGAGAAUGAGAUCCCCGGGGUGACGGCGGGUUGGAUUGGAAAGACGGGCAAGAGGUGGGCAAAGAACGUUCGCGACGGGGUCCGGGCUGCUAUACCUGGAACGAGGCAUGAUUCGAAACUAUAA